GAAAAAUAAAAAUUUGGAGCUAGAAGCUGUUUCGGUACCUGUCUGGCUCAAUUGAAAAAAACAAAAAAUUUUCAUUCACUUUGCGUUGAAAAAAAUGCGGGAUUAUGUGUGCAACGUGGUACGUUCGCAUCGCUGCCUCUGCAUUUUCACGGUGCUCCAGUUGACCCUAAUGCUCUCGAUGCUGGAAGUAAAACUCCAAAUUGACCAAUCGCCGGAGCUGCAGCGACCUUUGACCCGAGUGUACUUGGUGACCCAACUGCGGGAGCUGGCCUGGAGUCCAUUGUUUUCCGGCUUUGCCAUGGGUGCAAUGUUCUACGGCUACGGUUUGUUACACUUGCCCAGCAAAGGACCAUUUGGGAGAUUCUUCUCCAGACUGCGAUCCGCAGGCUUAGCCGUGUGGCAACAAGGCAGUCCCGUGAUGCUGGUGCCCUGGACCAUGAAGGUGGCCCAGAACCUAAGCCUCUUCCCCUGCCACAUGUGGCAGUGUCUGGCCAAGGAUGCUUUCCUCGAGGCUGACAACUGUCUGCUGCUCGUCUUCCUGGCCGUUGUGCUGUGGAACUACCUGCUCAUCCUGGCCAUCUUCAGUUUGGUGUUGGCUGUCAGACUCAACCUCCAGAUGAUGGGUGCCAGGCACAUUGAGAACGGGGGGAACCACGAGCUGCGUGCCUACGUCCGGGGAAUCAACGAACUGCUCGGCUUUGAGAUGAUCGUGCUCACCGAUUGAGAGCUCAUUGGGAACCCACAAGCAUUCACCUAUAAGUAACCUCUAUUGUAUAGAGAGUUCUAUUGUGUAGCAUAUUAUAUCAUGACAAAUUACAAGUUUUACUUUGGAACAAUAA
Messenger RNA from Drosophila teissieri, 839 nucleotides. RefSeq lists its product as uncharacterized. The record is from RefSeq and is a predicted model, not a curated record. Bases 95 to 724 code for a protein of 209 amino acids. Lineage: Eukaryota; Metazoa; Arthropoda; Insecta; Diptera; Drosophilidae. The transcript has a single exon.